This is a messenger RNA of Chara braunii, 1293 nucleotides long. The record is from the annotation of a GenBank genome assembly. Lineage: Eukaryota; Viridiplantae; Streptophyta; Charophyceae; Charales; Characeae.
UCGUACAACCAACGGUCGUUGGAUCCCGUGCACAUGCAGAUCAUCAUUGACACGAUGAUGACGGCUUUCUCACAAGCCGAGAAGACGUACGAGUUGCCUACCCUCGAGCUGGCGCCGAUAGGGCUGGAGAAACCGAAGUCGGGCGUGCGGGCUGAUCGUCUAAAGCAUGAGGACUUGAAGGACGAGCUCGCAGACCAAUACUAUUAUUACGCCGUUUCCGGCCAGCACAACGCUGCUGCAGCCAAGAUGCUGCUGGGCACGGGCGUCGCAUUGAGGUACAACUUCGGCAAGUGGCCUGCACGUAUGGUUUACUUCUCGGACGAGGAGUUCGAUGGGCAUUUUCUGGUCAGCUCGGAGGACAACAUGAAGGACUUGAAGGCGCCUCCUAGACAGCUAAAACUAUCAAUGAAGGACAUUCGGUGGCUGUGGAAAGAAAAGGGUUUCCCAAAUGCUGUUAUCGGGAACCCCAGUGGAAAACAAGCUCAGGUGAAGACAUGGCGUGAGUUCUGUUCGCAGGCGCUUCACAAAACGCCUUACAACCACUUGUGGCUUCUCGGUGAUGAGAAGGGCGAGGACAGUAUUAAGAAGCAGAACGCUGUCCUUCGCUCUUAUUUUCCGUUGGUGAUGGCUGGAAAAAGCGCGUGGGAGCUGGGUAUGGAAUUUUUCGAGAAAUGGGAGACGGGGAGACUUCUGGCACCCGAGGGGGCGAGGUGGAUCACAAGGAAACGGAAAGUGCAGAGCGUCAGGCCCGGCGUUAGCCACAUUGAAAACGACAAGUGGAGGAGAAAGGAGGUUGUCUACAACGUCCCCGUCGAGGUGCCCCAAAAGAAAGGAAAGAAGGAGAAAGAGCCUGGCGAUUGGUUUGUCCAGGUCACCGAGCCGGAUCCGCACUGCUGGAAGAGCAUGAGGGACAAUGGCGCUGAGUACAUGCGCCGCAAGGAACACAUGUUGGCAUUGCUGGACAACUACCACGACGCCUCACGCAAGAACGCAAAGAACUUCCUCGACCGACUGGAGUGUUUGUACUUCGUCGAGUCCGAGCAGGUGCUGAAGCUCGAGAGUUAUGGUGCCUUGAUCUCCACGGACGACGAGGUGGAGACAGACGUUGUUUUCGAUACUGCUACACCGGAGGAGGACAGCGUCAGCGAGGACAUCAACAUCGAUUACCAUCCUGCUCCGACGUUUCAUGCCCCUGGCUCCUCGUCGGCCGGUCCCUCAACAAGCUAGGCCACCCAGGCGUCGCCUGUGCUCACGUUCACCCCGGGUAAGAUCCCGAGUAAGCUGGCGGCGAGA